ACUGAACUGUAUAUGUCGCUCGUCCCCACUUGAUACACCCAUGAUCGUCGUAACCCUGGCGAUAUUCAGAGCAAAAUAUCGUGGUUUGGAGUUUGAAAUCUGCCGCUAGUGAGUCUUGUGGCUUGGAAAUAAUGUAUUUUUAUUUCUCUUUCCUUAUCAAGCAAGCCACUGCUGUUGUUUAUUAUGGUAUGAUUGUCUUUAAUCUAUUAGAUAAUUUUCUUUGAUCUCUUAGAUCCCUUUUCAAACUCUUUCAAAUUUCAAUUUACAUCUCAGUCUUUCCUCUUAAUGCUGUACAAUUUUUUAUUGUUCAGUCGGGAAUAAAGACCACAUAAAAAUUAUUUGGUGUUCAGUCCAGUCUUUCCAGGGACCCAGCUACACAAAUUUUGUGUCAGAAGUGGGAUUCCCUGUUAAAUUCUGAGAUGGUAGUGGAUAUUGUCAGUUUGAGUAUAAUAGACAACAGUAGUGGCGAGAAGCGAGGCAGUCCUGAUGCCAGAGUGCGGAGUGUCGACGGAGUGAGGCCUUCGUGCUGUGGUUCGUGUGGCUGAAUGUGGAGCAGCCUAGCAUCGACAUGCAUCACUGGAUGUGAGCAAGUCUUCAAAGCUACCAGAAGAGAAAUGGAGUUACUUUUUGUGACUGUUGCACUUUUCUGCAUAAAAUACAUUGGAACGGAGACCUGAAAGUGUCAGAGGACGACGAGCCAAGAUCAAUUGUUUACUGUCGACGAGUUUAUCGAGGAAGUGGAACCAGAAAUAGAAUGAGAGGUCAACAGGAGGAAGACCAAGUAGACUUAAUUCUUUCACUGUGAAAAGUUUCAGAUGAGGUUAAAUUUUGCAUGCGAGGGCAACCUAAGAAGCCCAGUGAUGUGUUUUCAUGAUUGCGUAAAGCCUUUCGAGAAAAACGUACUGUACUGAACUUCUACACGCUUUCUAUGCUCGCAGACAAUUUGAUGGAGAAGGAUUGCACGAAUUUUCACAGCUCUCCCACAACUGCUCAAUUCUGUCCUCCAGCAGUCUCCUCCUAUGGUAGCUAAUGUUCAGUUAGCUCUUAGAGAUCACUUACCGGUAGUUGAGGGAGUACGAGACUCCACCUUGAGACGUGAAUUGUGUAGGCUGCUCAGAGAGAGACCGGAAAGUAUUCUAUUUGAAGUGAGAAAUGAGGCAAUGAUGUGGGUCCUCGAAGAUCAACCACGCCACACUAGCGUUGCAAAGAACAGAAACCAAGUUAGUGAUCACAAGGAUAUGACUUUAGAGAAAAGAGACAUGACCACUGAAGUCCAAACAGACUUGACUGUGACCCUACAGGAAGUAGUUAAAAUAAUCGCCCAACAUGGAAAGGCUAUUAAUGAGUUGACAGAGACAGUCCGUGGACUCACCAUGACAAAUGACAGACCCAAAGUUCAACCCAAGUACACGAGUGACGGCCAACCAAUUUGUCUGCGGCGUGAAGGAGUUGGACAUAUGGCUAGACAGUGCCCGGUGACACGGAAACCCUCAUGUCAACGUCCUACUGUGCCCGACUCACCGAUCCAGGGGAAAAGGGAACCCCCCACUCUUGUGAGCCGGACAGUGAGGGGUUGGAGUGAAGGCUCAGGUAGUAUGUUGACGAGAGAACGUUUUAUAGAGAGGGCUGUAGGCAAGUGCCCUGAGGUAGAGAUACAGAUAGGUGGAGUCCCUUUGCGAUGCAUACUUGACUCCGGAAGCAAUGUAAGCACCCUCACAGAAACUUUUUUCAGAAAUCGUCUUAAUGGAACAGAUGAGGAUAUGCACUGUACUGCUAAAUGGCUUAAACUCACCGCAGCAAAUAACUUGCCUCUACCAUAUUUAGGUUAUGUUGAAUUGGAUGUGCAGGCAAUGGGAAUCGUGAUCACUGGGUGUGGAUUCCUAAUAAUCCAGGAUAACACAGAUGAGGCCAGCCAAUCUCUUCAAGGAAUAAUUGGAAUGAACAUUACCAGCCAACAGUUGGCAUUGGCACAGGUUGACACCACUUUGGGAGGGAAAUUGGAUUUUGCCUGGAAAGAGGCUUUCCAGCGGGUGGAAGAAACAGUUGGUAGAGAAGGUUUCAGCUGCUCGUGUCAUAAGAAAAAACAAAGUAAGAGUACAGUCUUUUUCUGUUGCAAUAGUCUACGCAAGGGGCCUAAAGGGGUCGUCCAAUGAUGAAGCUGUGAAAGAUAAUAGCCCCACGCUGCCUGGCUAUUCUAAGGAAGUACUUCUAGGAUUUCAGGCUGCUGAUCCGACUCUAAAGUGGUGCAAGGCUUUUGGAGCCAUCAGCGAAAACCAUCGUAUCAAGAAAGAAUGAGUCUUUCAAAACCAGUGAGCGUCUGCUCAAGCAGUGGCCAUGUAUCAGGGAGAGGUACUCUUGUACCGAGUGAUUAACGAUGCACACCAGGGAGAAUGCUACCAGUUGUUACUACCCGCCUGUCUCAAAGACAAAGUUCUCACAAGUGUCCAUGACCUGAUGGGACAUCAGGGUAUAGAGCGAACAUUAGGUCUGCUGCGGCAAAGGUGUUUCUGGGGAGGCGUGCAUGAAGAAAUUGAGCAGUGGUUCAAGAAGUGCCAAAGGUGGGUUUUGACCAAAAUGCUACAACCAAAGAUUCGGGCCCCUCAAACUAAAUUUUUGGCGACUCGUCCACUUGAGGUCGUUGGAGGACUGACAAAGAGGGUGCAUAGGUCCAACCUCCGUCCGUGUGUCGGACCAGCACCGGUACAGAGAAGUCCUCGCCAGACCUCCUUUUUCCACAGCAACGGCAAAUUUAGGCCAGUAUCAUCCAAUUAAAAUGGCUCCUGCUGCCAACUGCAGCCCUGAACAGGACAUCACCAGUGGAAAAUCGAUGGAUGGAUUAAACAA
Molecule: messenger RNA, 2844 nt
Organism: Hippocampus zosterae (dwarf seahorse)
Lineage: Eukaryota; Metazoa; Chordata; Actinopteri; Syngnathiformes; Syngnathidae
Exons: 2
Coding region: 1020-2153 (377 amino acids)
Biological process (GO): proteolysis
Molecular function (GO): aspartic-type endopeptidase activity
Source: RefSeq, a predicted model, not a curated record